This is a messenger RNA of Fimicolochytrium jonesii, 3235 nucleotides long. RefSeq lists its product as uncharacterized. The record is from RefSeq and is a predicted model, not a curated record. Gene Ontology annotation, molecular function: hydroxymethylglutaryl-CoA reductase (NADPH) activity. NCBI's taxonomy places the organism in Eukaryota, Fungi, Chytridiomycota, Chytridiomycetes, Spizellomycetales, Powellomycetaceae. The transcript has 2 exons. Gene Ontology annotation, biological process: coenzyme A metabolic process. Bases 1 to 3015 code for a protein of 1004 amino acids.
AUGCACAAUUCCCACGCCGCCGAGCGAGCCGCAGCUUUGCACAAACUCCUCCACCAGGCCUCCAUCACCAGCAGCAGCCACGAUGCGGACCACCGGGACCACUCCCGCCUGCAUCUCGCGCAGCAGAAACGGCUCCAGACACAGCAGAAGAGCGCUGACUCGGGGUUCCACUCGAUUUGGUCCGGGUUCUAUAAGAAGGCACUUCGGGAACGUCAGAAUCAGCUGAGACUGGCUUUCCCCGGGCUGUUUCCGCCUGGAUCGAAAGCGGGCUCGUCGGCGCCAUCGGACGAGUCAGGAUCCAGCUCGUCGGGUGAUGAGGGAGAAGGAAACGGAAGGAAAUCCACGCCUCCAGCGCCGUUCCCGCUGAAUGGUCUGGAUGAGCAGAUCGCUAACAACAUGGUGGAGAACUGUGUAGGGACUUUGGGCAUGCCUAUCGGGCUCGGGCUCAACUUCACCAUCAACUCGGUCCCGACUGUCAUCCCCAUGUGUGUCGAAGAGCCGUCGGUGGUUGCCGCAGCGAGCAAUGCUGCGAAAACCAUCACUACCUUCGGUGGAGGGUUCGUGGCGACCAACUCCGAACGUAACAUCAUCUACGCCCAGAUCCAGGUCGCCGGGAUUGACGACGAGGACAUCCCUGCCGCCAUUGAGAGGCUGGAAAGCAAGCGCGAGCAGAUCAUGUCGCUUGGGAACCAGUUCUGCGAAAACAUGGUCAGUCGAGGUGGAGGUGUCACCGGUGUGACCUUCCGUGCCGUUCGCCGGCAACCUCCGACAUCCGCUGCGAGGCCGCAUAGAGUGACUCGCGCCAAUUGUCGCACGUGGCUGGUGGUGCAUAUCCACAUCGAUGUCUGCGACGCCAUGGGCGCUAACUGCGCCAGUGCAGUUGCGGAAGGUGUUGCCCCGCUGAUCUCCAGCUUGACCGGCGGGACAAUCGGCUUGCGUAUCGUCUCCAACCUCAACGUCGAGCGGAUGGCCAAGGCCUCCUUCCGCGUACCCGUCGAGAAGCUCGCCUACAAGGGCGUAUCCGGCGAAGACCUCGCCUUCCGCGUCGUCGAAGCGAACGAAUGGGCACUCUCAGAUCCCUUCCGCGCCGCAACCCACAACAAGGGAAUCAUGAACGGCAUCGACGCCGUCGCCCUCGCCACUGGUCAAGACUGGCGCGCGAUCGAAGCCGCCGCACACGCAUAUAACGCGGUCCGCGAGGAUAGCUACCGCCCGUUCACGGACUACUGGGUCGAGGAAGACUCUAACGGCCAGCGAUUUCUCCGCGGUGAAAUCGAGCUCCCCAUGCCUGUCGCGACGAAAGGGGGCGUCUUGACCACCCAUCCGGUCCUCAAGUACACCCUCGGUCUGAUGGGCAACCCGGACUCGAAGGGGCUCGGAAGAGCGAUGGCGGCUCUUGGCCUCGCGCAGAACUUUGCGGCUCUGCGCGCGCUGUGCACGGAAGGGAUCCAGCGCGGGCACAUGUCGCUGCACGCGCGAAACAUCGCGAUCGGCGCUGGUGCACCCUCGCAUGCAAUCGCCGAAUGCGUCACCUUCAUGGUCGAGACUGGCCGGUUCAACCGUAAUGCGGUCAAGGAGUACCUUCGUGCGCAUGAGGUCCACCAUGAGAUUCGCCUGAACGGGUCUUCCGACAACCUAUUCGCUCUCGGCAACAAGAAUUCAAAAGCGGAAGAAGUCCUCGGAGAAGAACCCCCACCCAGUCUGUUCUACUUCGAAGCCCUCGAGAACCCCCGCGCGGACGGCACCGCAGGCGACAAAGUGAUCCUCAACGUCGCCUUCCAAACCCUCGGCGCCAAACCGGUCCACAUCGAGCUGGUCCCCAACGUGCCCUCCACGAAAGUUGUGCGCCAACUGUUUGGAGAAAAAGGCCACGCGUGGCUGUCGGAGAUGUUUAACGUCCUUGAGUCGCUUAAAGUUACACCUGUGCAUGGCGAACGCUCUAAUGCGGUGUUUGCUAAGAAGUUGAAGCUGUUGUCGGUGCUGCUUAACCUUGUGAUUAGGCGCCUGAUGAUGGCGCACCCGCAUGAAACUGCGCGGUUCGUGAGGCGAAUCACGCGGGCCCGCUCGCAUGGGGCUUUGGACAGCGCUGACUCGCUUGACCUCGCCGGGACCGAAACGUCCGAUUCCACAACCCCCGUGGAAGCAAAGUCCUCCACCCACGACGCCACCCCCUCAACGAAAACAAGCAAGAUCCCCACCUCCGGCAUCUUCCGCCACCGCGUCCUCCUCGACGUCGACCUCAAACGCAUCUCCUCAACCCCAGACGCCCACCUCUCCACCGGCUUCCCCCUCGUCCUCGCCCUCUGGCAAGUCUUUGAAUUCCACGUGCAGCAAUGGGUCGGCCAGCCCCGCCUCGCGCGCGCCCUCAUCGACGAACAAUGGCGCGUCGUCCUCUCCCUCAUCAACGCGCCGGUAUCCCCACCUGGGGUAUCACACACAGAAGACCCAUUCAAACGCGUAAUAGAAACUCACGCCAAACGCUUCCAAUCCACGAUGUUUGUCCUCUGCGACGCCACCACCUUUCCCGAACGCGAAAUCACGCCACAGUUGGUCCACCUCCUAGCGCAGAUCGGGACCGCGCUCGAAUGGAACCACGCGGUUGCGCAUGAUCUGAGCCCGUCUCGGUUGACCAGGGAUGUUCGGGACAUACUCACCCACCGCGCGGAGUGUUCGGAGGAUGGAGGGCUCGCUACGGGAGUUGUGAAUGUGUUUUUGAUGUAUCUGACGUAUGUCAAACACCACACGAUCUCCCCCUCUUUCAUCGCCUCCCGCCUGGGUCUCCCCACCAUAGACGCACAAGACGUCGCGACCCAAGUAACCAACGAAUCCGUAACGCACGCAUUCACGCCCGACAUCUCGGAGUUCGUGCAAUGGGUGCUCACCCACCGUACACGGGUCGUUGCGGAUUCAACAAAGGGCGGGAUCGCGGGCGAUGUGCUGGACAGGGCGCGGGUGGAGGAUGCGUUGAGUGUGUUUGGCCGGUUCUAUGGGGCUGAGGCUGUCAUUAGGGUUUAGAGAGCUGGAGAUGUCGUGUUUGGCUGUUACGUGACGCUGGUGGUACGGGUGUUCCUCCGGGUUGCUGCCCCGACGAUAGGGAGAUAUAAUCGACGAGGGAGGGUGGCGCUUGCGCACGCCUUGAUUACCAUAUCCCCGCGCAUACCGGUAUCCAUAAGACCUUUCUUCUUUUUCCAUAUUUGUUCAUUUAAUCAUCACCACCUGGAACACCAUUACCAAG